AAUACUUCUCAUAAUAGUAAUAAUAAUAAUAAAAAAAAAAAAAACUUCUCACUUCAAAAAGCUUCUUCAUCAAAAAAAUGGUUCUGUCCAAAAUCGCUUCGCAGUCCGAUGUCUCGGUGCACUCGACUUUCGCAUCGCGUUACGUUCGUGAUUCCCUCCCUAGGUUUAAGAUCCCGGAAAACUCGAUACCGAAAGAGGCGGCUUACCAAAUCAUAAACGACGAGCUUAUGCUCGACGGGAAUCCGAGGCUGAAUUUAGCGUCAUUCGUGACCACGUGGAUGGAACCCGAGUGCGAUAAGCUCAUUAUGUCCUCUAUUAACAAGAACUAUGUGGACAUGGAUGAGUACCCUGUCACAACUGAGUUGCAGGCAAAUUACAGAUCUAAGUACUAUUAUGAGAUUGACUUUAUUGAUUGUUUUGUACAAAGCUUAUUAAACCGUUGCGUGAACAUGAUCGCGCACCUCUUCAACGCGCCCCUCGGUGAGAGCGAGGCUGCAGUCGGUGUCGGGACUGUGGGAUCGUCGGAGGCCAUAAUGUUGGCGGGCCUCGCCUUCAAGAGGAAGUGGCAAAACAAGAUGAAGGCCCUAGGGAAACCCCACGACAAGCCCAACAUCGUGACUGGGGCCAAUGUCCAGGUCUGCUGGGAGAAGUUCGCCCGCUACUUUGAAGUCGAGCUCAAGGAAGUGAAGCUCAGGGACGGGUACUAUGUGAUGGACCCGGAGAAGGCGGUCGAGAUGGUUGACGAGAACACAAUUUGUGUUGCCGCCAUUCUCGGGUCCACACUCAACGGCGAGUUUGAGGAUGUCAAGCGCCUCAACGACCUCUUGGUCGAGAAGAACAAGGAAACAGGGUGGGACACACCAAUUCAUGUGGAUGCAGCUAGUGGUGGAUUUAUUGCCCCAUUUUUGUACCCCGAAUUAGAAUGGGACUUUAGGUUGCCAUUGGUAAAGAGCAUCAAUGUGAGUGGGCACAAGUAUGGGCUUGUCUAUGCUGGUAUUGGGUGGGUCAUUUGGAGGAGCAAAGAGGAUUUGCCCGAAGAAUUGAUCUUCCACAUUAACUAUCUUGGUGCGGAUCAGCCCACAUUCACACUCAAUUUCUCCAAAGGCUCUAGUCAAGUCAUUGCUCAAUACUAUCAACUCAUCCGCUUAGGCCACGAGGGUUAUCGCAACAUCAUGGAGAAUUGCCAAGAAAACGCGAUGGUCCUAAAGAAGGGUCUCGAGAAGUCGGGGAGGUUCAACAUCGUGUCGAAGGACGAUGGGGUCCCACUCGUGGCCUUUAGCCUCAAGGACAACACGCGCCACAACGAGUUCGAGAUAUCAGACAUGCUCCGGAGGUUCGGGUGGAUCGUGCCUGCGUACACGAUGCCCCCUGACGCGGAGCACAUCACGGUGUUGAGGGUCGUGAUAAGAGAAGAUUUCUCGAGGACACUGGCAGAGAGGCUCGUGAUGGACAUCGAGAAGGUGAUGCACGAGCUCGACUCGAUGCCGUCGAGGGUGGCGGAGGAGGUGGAGGGUGGUGGCCGGCCGCCGAUCCCGAAGAAGACAGGGGUCGAGGUGCAGAGGGAGGUUAUGGCGACGUGGAUCAAGUUCGUGGCCGAUAGGAAGAAGACCAAUGGGGUGUGCUAGGGUUUUUUCUUUGGGGGAGUGAUUUGAGAAGGGUGAAUUUGGUUUUAUGUGACUAUAUUGAGAGUAUUGUUUGUUACUACUUUCAAGUUGUGUUGUUGAUCUUUUAAGUUUGAGGCAUAUGCUUUGCUUGCUUGUUAUGGCUAAAUGAGACCGGUUGAUGGGCUUGUUGUUGUACUACUAUUUCUGAUUUGUGCAAUGCUGAGUUUUUAUUUGUCUAAUUUAAAUAUUUUAUACUUUUAAA
Messenger RNA from Striga asiatica, 1866 nucleotides. The record is from the annotation of a GenBank genome assembly. NCBI's taxonomy places the organism in Eukaryota, Viridiplantae, Streptophyta, Magnoliopsida, Lamiales, Orobanchaceae.